ACCACCUCUCCGCAUUUUCUCGUCUUACAAUCAAGAAAAAGCCCUAGAACUCCUGAAAUUAGGGUUGGAAAAAGUUGCUCUGUUCGCAGCGGUGAAUCCGUGGUUCCAAUGGCGGGCGUAAACGACGACGGUCUGAAGAAACUCGAGCAUCAUCCGCCGUUGAUUUCUAAGGAGAGCAUCAUUCAGAUAUUUGCCAAAACGUUAACCGGAAAGACCAUCACUCUCAAAUUCGAGAGCAGCGAGUCCAUUGAAUAUGUCAAGGCCAAAAUUCAGGGUAAAUUGGGAAUUCCGUCUGAUCAACAGAGGUUGAUUUUUGGUGGCAAGCAGUUAGAAGAUUGCCGAACAUUGGCUGAUUACCAUAUUCAGAAUGGAUCAACCAUUCAGUUGGUUCUGAGGCUUAGAGGAAGGACAAUGAUCAACCAUUCACAAGUGAACUAUAGAAUCCCUUUUUUCUCUUGGUCAAACAAGGCUUUGGUUUGCCUAGUCAUUGUUUUGAAUGGAUAAAGUCACUGCUGUUUGUUUCAUCGGACUCUUGUAUGCUGAUGAGCCGCUUGACGAUGCGAAAACUGUUGCAGACUAUAAUAUUGAGAGUGGUUCUGUGCUUAAACUUGCUGUUCCAAUGGGGUUUGACAUGUUUUUGAAUGUUAAUGACCUAUACCAGAAGUUCUUGGUUGAUGAAAACGGCGCAGAUUUUGUGAAGAAUAUGAACAUAUGUGCAAGCAAGCUGACUACGAAGUCAAUGGAGUUAGCGAUUGAGAACGUAAUGACGAAACUAAAGAAGGAGAAAAAAUCUGUGCUUGAUGAGAACACAAAUCUCAAGGAACGGCUGCGGAGAAUGGAAGAGCAUCACAAAAAGGAGGAGAACAAAGAUUUGAAGGAGGAAAACACAAAGUUGAAGAAUGAAGUGACUUCAAAGGAGAAGGUGAUUGAGAAUUUGAAACGUGAAGCGAGGUGUCAUAGGGUACAAGUUGAGAACCUGUACAAGAAACUGGGAGAUUCCAAAAAGGAUGUGGAGAAUAUAAAGAGAUCUAGGGACAACUACCGAAAAGAACGGCAAAAAGCCAGUGGUUUAGAGGAGGAACUAAAGGCGACUCGAGAAAACUUGGCCUCGGUACUACAGAAGACAGGCAAGGUUUACAGUAUGUUGGGUGUAAACGAUCAAGCUAGGGAUUUUCUUCUUACAACUGCGAAGGAGGCUAGAGAAAAGAACAAGAUCUCCAAGGCCCAAAACUUGGCUCUGGAAUCCAGCGAGGACGACAAUGAACCCAUCAGUUCGGACGAAGAAGAGAAGCAGGAUUCUUAGAUUCUGAUAGUCUUGAAGUUCGGUUCAGGGUAACUACUAUAUAGCUCUUGAAACCCUGAAUUUUACAGGGAGAACCGAUUCAGACUUCGGCUUCCACGCCUAGAACAACUCAAACUCAACGUUUGCCCAAUCUGUUUUGUCACAACCGUCCAAUUUGAGACCAAUGGGAAAUGUUAAAGGUCAAUGGAAAUCUAUUAUCAAAAUUGCUCCAACAAAAUCAUACUCAUUUGAUAACAAAAUGUUUGUCUA
Oldenlandia corymbosa var. corymbosa is the source of this 1552-nucleotide messenger RNA. The record is from the annotation of a GenBank genome assembly. Lineage: Eukaryota; Viridiplantae; Streptophyta; Magnoliopsida; Gentianales; Rubiaceae.